AUGGCGGCGGCGGCGGCGGCGGCGGCGGCAGGCAAGUUCGGCUCGUUCUCGUACCCGGACGGCUGCAGCUACGUGGGCGACUGGAACGAGGCCGGCCAGCGGCACGGUCACGGCCAGAUGACGCUGGCGGACGGCGCCGUCUAUCAGGGCGGCUUCGCCAACGGCUUCUUCAACGGGCUCGGCGUCAUCGUCUUCUCCGACGGCGCAAAGUACGAGGGCGAGUUCGCACAGGGCUGGUUCCAUGGCCACGGCAUCUUCUGGCGGUCGGAUGGCAUGCGGUACGAGGGCGAGCUGCGCGGAGGACGCCUCUGGGGCCACGGUCUGAUGACCUACAGCGACGGAUCACACGGCUUUCCGCGGCAAGAAGGCUUCUUCCAAGACAGCAGAUUUAUUCAGAAGAAAAAGUGUUCAAAAGUAAUCUCACGCGCCCAGAAAGUUGCUUUGCUGGCUAGGCGGCAGUGCGAGUGAUCUGCACGAUUCAGUAUUUUUUUUAUCAUGUAUACAUAACAAAUAUGUUAUAA
This is a messenger RNA of Amphibalanus amphitrite, 521 nucleotides long. RefSeq names its product MORN repeat-containing protein 4 homolog (gene rtp). The record is from RefSeq and is a predicted model, not a curated record. Lineage: Eukaryota; Metazoa; Arthropoda; Thecostraca; Balanomorpha; Balanidae. The transcript has 4 exons. The coding region runs from base 1 to 468 and encodes 155 amino acids.